This is a messenger RNA of Physella acuta, 5187 nucleotides long. RefSeq names its product 1-phosphatidylinositol 4,5-bisphosphate phosphodiesterase gamma-1. Gene Ontology annotation, molecular function: phosphatidylinositol-4,5-bisphosphate phospholipase C activity; calcium ion binding; protein binding. The record is from RefSeq and is a predicted model, not a curated record. Gene Ontology annotation, cellular component: ruffle membrane. NCBI's taxonomy places the organism in Eukaryota, Metazoa, Mollusca, Gastropoda, Physidae. Gene Ontology annotation, biological process: phosphatidylinositol metabolic process; phosphatidylinositol-mediated signaling; release of sequestered calcium ion into cytosol.
UUCAUGUUGACAAGUGUUGGGGAUUUUAUCGCUGACUUAAUUGCAUGUUUAUUAGCCAAAUUAGCAUACAAUCUUACAAUACAGUCAGUUAUGUAUGUUUAUGUUGAACAUAUAAAUAGAAUAAGAAAUAGAUGAUUAUUCCUGACUACUCACUCAGUGACUACUCUCAUGGCAAAGGACAGAUUAAGUCUGGCUUCUAUGUAUCAUUUGAAGACAUACUGGAUGGAUGUUUAAGCCUAUAGGAGACUGUUUUGUAUCAUAGUUUGCUGGAAAGAGUCUCCAGGCAAGGUAUAAAAAAAGACACUAAACAAGAUGGCUUCUCCACUAGUGAAUGGGGGACCUCUAACCCCAGACAUAGUGGAGGUGAUGAGGCUGUUGGAAAUGGGACUCGUUACGUCAAUUUUCUUCUAUCGAAAGCGGCCAGAGAGGAGAACUUUAAAAAUAAAACUGGAAAGCAGGCAGCUGAUGUGGGUUAAAGGCCAAACUAGUCGCCCAGAAGGGAUAGCCAACCUUCGUGAUGUUAAAGAGAUACGAUGUGGUAAAAACUCCAAGGACUUUGAAAAAUGGCCAGAUGAAGCAAAGAAAGCUGACUCGCGUAUUAGUUUUAUUGUGUUUUAUGGCAAUGACUUCAAACUUAAAUCUCUAUCUGUUGUGGCCAAUGAUUAUGAUGAAUUCAACUACUGGAGAAAAGGACUGGAAUAUCUUGUACGAGAAACAAAGGAAGCUUGCCACCAGUUACAGCUGGAGAGAUGGUUGCGUAAAGAAUUCUACCUCAUGGAAAAAAUUGGAUCCUAUGUAGUGACACUAAAAAAUUUAAAAGCUUGGUUGCCUCGAAUUAACUUCAAGAUGUCCACUAAUAAACUCAGAGAACGCUUUCAGGAGUUUGACACUGAUGGCAGAGGGGAGAUAAACUAUGAGCAGUUUGCUGCACUAUAUCAUAAAUUGAUUCAUGUAUCAUCAAUGAUAGAUGAUAACCUCAGCAAGUAUUUUGAAGUAGUUGGAGAUGAAAAGAGGAUGAAAAUUGAUAGUUUUCAACAAUUUUUAUUAGAAGAUCAAAAGGAAGUGAGGGCCUCAGAGUUAGGCUACGUCAGGCGACUGAUGCUAGAGUUCCUGGAUGACCAAGUGAGAGCAGCAGGAGGGUUGUUCUUCACUCAGCAGGAGUUUGAAGAGUUCCUGUUCUCCCAGCAUAAUCCCUUGUUUGAUUCAAAGUAUGAGGCCAUCACUCAGGACAUGAAUCAACCUUUGACCUCGUAUUGGAUAGCCUCUUCACAUAAUACCUACCUCACAGGUGACCAACUGUACAGCAGCUCCUCACCUGAGGCGUAUGCCAGAGCUCUGAGAAUGGGAUGCAGAUGCCUAGAGUUGGAUUGUUGGGAUGGCCCAGAUGGCUACCCUAACAUCUACCAUGGUCACACACUUACAUCAAAGAUUAAGUUCUUAGAUGUGCUCAAAACCAUCAAUGAACAUGCAUGGGUAACUUCAGAGUACCCUCUUAUACUUUCUAUUGAGAACCACUGUAACUUGAGUCAACAGAGAAAUAUGGCAAUUGCAUUUAGAGAAACAUUUGGUGAUAAACUUCUAGUAGAACCACUUCAAAAAGAUGCUGCGAUGAUGCCUUCACCGAAUGAACUAAAAUACAAAAUCAUCCUCAAGCAUAAGAAACUUCCAGAAUGGGUAGACGGCAAUGAGUGGCGCUAUGCUGUGUCCUCAGAAGAUAGUGGAACUAUGGAAGUUGACCUGAGUUCUUCUGUAAAAAAUGGCAUCCUGUACUUAGAAGAUCAGGUGGAAAAUACUUGGCACCCACAUUUCUUUGUGUUGACUGGCAGCAAGCUGUACUACGCUGAGGAGACCCCCACACAAGACCAGGAUGAGGAAAUGGAUGAUGAAGACACAGCCUCUAUAGAGGGCCGGCCAGUGGAUGAGCUUCACUUCAGUGAGAAGUGGUUUCAUGGCCGCUUGGAGGGGGGCAGGAAAAGAGCCGAGGAUUUAUUGCGCCAGUACAGUUACCUUGGCGACGGGACGUUUCUGGUCAGGGAGAGUGACACGUUUGUGGGGGAUUUCUCUUUGUCGUUUUGGAGACAGGGGAGGGUGAACCACUGUCGCAUCAAGUCGCGCCAGGAGAGGGGGCAGGUCAAGUACUACCUGAUUGACGCCGUCACGUUUGACAGCCUCUACCACCUGAUCAUGCACUACAGGCAGUUCCCCCUGCGCAGCUCCGACUUCACACAGGUGCUGAGGGAGCCUGUCCCACAGCCACAGAGCCAUGAGGGCAAACAGUGGUAUCAUGAAGGGAUGACACGUUCAGCAGCUGAGGACUUGCUGAAAAGGAUUCCUCAUGAUGGGGCUUUUCUUGUGAGGCAUGGAGGAGAGGACCAGUACCUUUAUGCCAUUUCCUUCAGGGCUGAGGGCAAAAUCAAACACUGCCGCAUCAAGCUGGAAGGCCGACUGUUUCUAAUAGGCAACGCACAGUUUGAGUCUCUGGUGGAGCUGGUUCAGUACUACGAGCAAACACCUCUGUACAAGAAGAUGAAGCUCAAACACCCAGUGAACCAACAGGUUGUGGCCAGGCUUAACCAGGCUCCGGAUGAUACUGGAAUCUAUGGAACUCCAGAUCUUUAUAUUAACCCUAAUGAUUUCACCACCAAGCCACCUGAUGAAAGUGGUGCUGGCAUUUACGACUCGGGUGUGUACCAUGUGCCCAAUGAUUUUGUCACAAAGAACCCUCCCAGCCUCAGUGGCUCUUUCAAAAAGAAACUUAUUUUAAGUACCCGUCGCAAAAGUCUCAGAGUUAAGGCCCUUCAUGACUAUAGUGCUAACCGCAGUGAUGAACUCUCCUUUUGUAAAGAUGCUAUAAUAACAAAUGUCACCAAACAAGAUGGAGGAUGGUGGCGUGGGGAUUACGGGUCAAAGAAACAGCUUUGGUUUCCAUCUAACUAUGUGGAGGAAAUGAACACCCUGUCAGAGAACUCGUCAGAGUCUACACCCCUGGGUGUCCUGCAGCAGGGGUCAAUAGACGUGCAGGGAUGUCUCAUAGAUAUGCUGCCCGCAAGAGCUGGAAGGUUCAUGUUUCGUAUAGCCCCCCACAACACUAGUCCACCCAUUGAAAUAGCUGUUGACUCUGAAGAAGAAAUGAAAGACUGGAUAGAGAAAAUAUCUGUGUCCUCAUCAACAGCCAUUAUGAGGACCUCGGAACAAAAGUUGUUGGAGAGGACGAUGAGAAUAGCCAGAGAGUUUUCUGAUCUGAUUGUUUACUGUAGAGCUGUACCCUUUAACCCUGAAGAAAUUCCUGGCCCGUACUAUGAAAUGUCUUCAUUCCCAGAAACCAAGGUUGAGAAAUGGGUUAACAAACAGAGAGCCAAACAAUUUAUUGCCUAUCACAGGAAGCAGCUGAGUCGAGUGUAUCCCAAAGGUCAAAGGGUAGACUCUUCGAACUAUGACCCUGUUCCCAUCUGGAACUGCGGGUCACAGCUGCUGGCCUUGAACUACCAGACACCUGAUAGGGCCAUGCAGCUCAACCAAGGGCGCUUCCUCAUGAAUGGCAGAUGUGGCUAUGUCCUCCAGCCUGAUGUAAUGAGAAGUGACCUGUACAGUCCUUUUGAGAAGAAAUUUUUGACCGCCCUCAAUGUUGAACCUCUGACACUUUCCAUCAGUAUUAUAGGAGCUCGGCAUCUAGUGAAACAAGGCCGGGGUAUUGCUAGUCCUUAUGUGGAGAUUGAGAUAGCUGGCAUUGAAUGCGACAAUCAAAAGUACAAAACUACCCCUCAUGUGGACAAUGGUCUAAACCCAGUCUGGACGGACUCGUGUGUGUUUGACAUCAUGUGCCCAGAGCUGGCUCUCAUCAGGUUUGCUGUCAUGGACGAGGACAUGUUUGGUGACCCAAAUUUUCUUGGUCAGGCCACAUACCCUGUCCAGUGCAUCAAACAAGGCUACAGGUCUAUACAACUGUGUAAUGGCUACACAGAGAAGUUGGAGCUGGCUUCAUUGUUGGUGCACGUGGACAUGAGAAAUCCUAAGGAAGGGGAAGAGAGUGACAUCUAUGCCAGCAUUCAGGAGCUGAGGGAGGAGUCGGACAAGCUGACGGCGGAGCUGGAGAGUCUGGAGAUCAGGGGUGACAGGGAGCACGCCAUUGUGCUGAAACGUGAGCUGCAGCAGACGCAGGAGAGGCUGCUGGCCAAGCGCCAAGAGAGACAACUGAGGAAGGCCUGCUCAAGGCAUCAAGUCAAGUACAUCAGACAGUCCAACACAUAAUCCCCAACUAGAACACUACAAUUCUUAGAACACAGGCCAUAACUGUUUCAUGUUGAUUGUCUAGAAACUUUAUAAAAAAUGUUAAAUAGUUAUGAAUGGAAAGUUAUGGAAUGUUAUGUAUGUUGCUGUUAUACUGACCCCUAAAUGGAUUCUUUUGUUGCUUUUUUGUUAUAUAUAAUUAAGGUAUAAGAUAGUAGUAAUGUAAUUUAGAGUACUGUUAUCAGUUUAUAUUGAAUCUUGUAAAAAAGGAGUUAGCUAAUUAAAUAUAGCUUGGUUCACUAUUACAGAGAAUACUUUAUUAAGGUGUAUUUACCAAAAAGUAUUAAUGGUUUAAUAAAUGGCAAUAUUUCCAUGUGAACCAUUAGUUUAUUCAACAAUGUUAUUUGUAGUUUCAGUAAAAAAAAAAUUAAUUUUUUUUACUAACUUGUAAAUUGCUAGCUUUGAAUUAUAGAAAAAACCAUUCUCCUAUUGCUGUGUAGAAAUUUUUUUUAGAUAAACAAAAGCAAGGCUUAACAUUAUCCCAUUUUAGUUUAUCUUUUGCAAUUAUUUUUUGGAGGUAUUAUUUAUAUCGUGAUCUUACAACAUUAUUUACAAACAAAUUGAUUUUGUGUUAUUUUUCAAAUAGUAUUCAAAAGUUGCAAGUGUUUUGCUAAUGGUUACUGCUUUACAUAUAUACACUCACACUAGGGUGAUGUUUAUUUAUAUUUGUUGAUGUGUUUCUCAAAUUUUUUUCCCUAAAUUUACGUAUUUUAGUUGUUUUUUUUCUCUAUUAGUUUUUAAAAUUAGUUUUGUGAGUUUUGUUUUUUUUAGAUUUCAUUUUUCAGCCAAAAGUGGUCAUUAAAAUAGGUGGGUUUAAGUAAGUGUUUUUCUAACUUUAUUUUUUUAAUUAUUUUUAUUGUUACCGAAUUGUUUCUUUAAACUCAUCAGGUUUAACUGAUU